This is a messenger RNA of Penicillium argentinense, 258 nucleotides long. RefSeq lists its product as uncharacterized. NCBI's taxonomy places the organism in Eukaryota, Fungi, Ascomycota, Eurotiomycetes, Eurotiales, Aspergillaceae. The record is from RefSeq and is a predicted model, not a curated record. The coding region runs from base 1 to 258 and encodes 85 amino acids. The transcript has a single exon.
AUGACGCCGCGCGCUCUGCAUGUCGAGCCGGGAGGAUCCAUGUACCUGAGCGUGUCGAAGGAUGUGUCGAUGCGUACCUGGAGGGUCCGGCCACGUACGGCGUGCACGGGGCACUCGUCACGACACUCUGACCUGAUUCUCGGCACCAUGACACAGAAGAUGAGGCUAUUCGGUACCCUCCCGAACGGCGAACGAGGCGGGGAGCUGGGAGCUGGGAGCUGCCAGCUACCAGAGGCCAGCAGGGCCCACGUGGUUUGA